CAUUUUGUUGCGGCGCCGAACUAUUUGAGGAAAUGACGUCACCUGGUUACAGUAGCUAACGAGCCCACACACUUCUCUGUGCAGCAAGCUGGACAGCUGAAAAAGCCUGUUUUUUGCUCUUAUCUUUAACUUUUAUCUUUCUGAACAGCGUUUGGAGAUAAACGGCGAAAUAAAAUGAAGUACGUCAGCUGGAGAUUUUGUCUGACAGUGUCGAGCUCCCGCAUGUUUUCGGUGUGAAUGUCAAAAGGUAGGCACAGCUAGUGCUAACUUCAUGAGCUGGAUGAGUUCGCGUUGGCGUGCUUUUGCAUUCCACUGAAUGAGGACACAUUUGAAAGACACACUACAGACAUGUACAGCCACAAAGAGCUAGAGGGAGAAGUUGACCACUCGUUCUUUGACAGUGACAGUGAAGCUAAUGGACUUGGUUCUGAAGAUGGGCAGCUCAAUAAACAGAAAGUCUCAGAAAGACAAGAUGAGAGAACAGGAAAAGACACCCAUGUUUCAAUUGAUCAGUUAGGAAAUGAAGCUCAAAGUAAAAGGAACAGUGAAGAUAAAGCCAGAUUGGAGGAUGAUUCAAACCAGGGCAGGAGAAGGCAAAGUGAAGAGACAGAAUAUGAAAGAGAGCGGCAAAGUGUUGAUGGCUUUUUCAAAGGCUCUUCAUCACUCCCAAGUGCCAAAACCUCAGAGACUAUGAACAGCAGUCAAUCAGAUGAAGGAUCCAGUGUGUAUUCAUACUCAUCUGAUGAGGAAAGAGAGCCUGAUGAUGAUUUUAAACUCAGGAAAACCAAUGAUAAUGUUAACAGUGAUGAUGAUGAUGAUGGAUACCAUCGUAGUGACGAUGAAAGUGAGGAGGAUGCGAGAUCUCCAGUGACACGAUCAACGAAACAUAAGGGAUUGUCCCAUGGAACACCUAAAAAAUCUGCUGGAAAACUCCACAAGCUGAGUCGUAGCCGUUCAUCAUCAUCUGAUCCUGUGUCCUCCCACAGUAGUGAAGAGAGAAGCUCUUUUCGAUCUCAGAAAUCACCUGUAAAACAUCAGCGGGUCAGUUCAGCUCACCAGAAAGAGCGACAAAAAGAAACGGCAGAAUCUGAAGACACGGUCACUGAUGUUACCCCUCUCUCGACACCAAAUAUUAGUCCUUUCCAGUCCCUUGAUGUGGUUUUGCCCUCUGAACCUGCAGCAGCUGUUCAACAACAGCCCAGUGUUACUGAGAAGGUGGUUGCGAAUGAUGUUUCGGACGGUCAGGGCAGUAUAAGUUCUGAAGGAGAGGAUGGACCAGUGUUCUUAAAAGUAGAGAAACAGUUAGACAGAGUACUCGUGGUCUCCAGCCCUUGUAGUGUUGGCAGCAGACGUAAGAACUAUUCCUUCACAAAUGAAGAGGUACAGGAGAUCGACCGGGAGAACCAGCGGCUAUUAUGUGAACUGUCCCGUUCAUCGGCACAUUUGCGAAGUGGCAGCUCCGCCCGCUCCAAAACCAGCAGUCGCAGGAGUAUUGCACCACCCGUACGGCUUUACCACAGCACCCUCAACAGACAGCGAGAGCAAGAGCGAAUUCAGAAGGAAAACCUGGCAUUCCUGAAGCGUCUAGAAUCUGUGAAGCCCACUCCUGGCAUGACCCGAGAUGAACAGCUAACCGAUUACCAGCGGCAUUGCCGAUACCUGGGAACACCCGUUACAGCUAUUCCACCAGUCAAACUCAAGUCCAGCAAAACAUCUGGGAGGAUUUCAAGACCAGGCAGUAGUCCUCACAAAUCUAGACCGGAAACGGCUAAACUCAGCAGAACAAUACCACGGCCUGCAUGGUCCUGAUCCUAAAUUAUUUCCUUCUCUCUCUACCCCCGACACUUUCACGUACAUGUUCUGCUCUGACUGUAAGUAGAAAAUCUGACUGUAGGUCACAACACCAAACAUUCUGAGUGAAUGUUGCAAAAGUUCAAACUGCUUGAGCUCAUGGUAAUUUGUCCAGAUGUGGAGUGAUAUAAAUUCAAAUAUUUGUCAGAAAUUCUACACAGCUAAACGUUUGCUGACAGUGUGUGGCUUAUAUACAUUUUUUGAUGUGCUAGGAGACUAAAUGAAUUCAGUCAACACUGUUCGGGGACCAUAAAGUGUGACAUUCCAUUUUCUGAGACGUUCAAAUGUAAACUAGUGCCUAUAUGUGACAGACAACAAAAAUACUUUAUAUAUAUUUAAGCUGUGUAUAAUUUUAAAGCCACUGUUGCUGUUAUCAGAAUAAUCAAUUACGUGACGUGUCUGUAAAUCUAAUGUGAA
Molecule: messenger RNA, 2268 nt
Organism: Sinocyclocheilus rhinocerous
Lineage: Eukaryota; Metazoa; Chordata; Actinopteri; Cypriniformes; Cyprinidae
Product: cilia- and flagella-associated protein 97-like
Exons: 5
Coding region: 349-1809 (486 amino acids)
Biological process (GO): spermatogenesis
Source: RefSeq, a predicted model, not a curated record